AUGAGCCCCGCAGCCUCAACCCUGUCCCGAGACCAGCGGCCGACGGUCCGUCUGGAUCAGGGAGCCUUUAUCGGGACCACGCUCUCUGAACCUGAGUUCCCGCGCGAUGUGGAGGCGUUCCUCGGCGUGCCGUAUGCAAAGUGCCAGCGUUUUCGUCGGCCGGAGGCGCCGGACCAAUCUGGUGACUCGUUUGAUGCGGCCGAGUAUGGACCCGUGUGUCCCACCGCGGACCCGACGUACCCGGCGGAUGAAGAGGGGUGUUUGAACGCUAAUAUCUUCCGUUCGGCGGGAGCAGUGGUGGAAGGGAAGAAGGUUCCGGUUUUGGUGUAUACGCAUGGCGGUGCCUUCAACUUUGGGAGGGGAGGGGACAGGAACCUCGCGGCGUUUGUAUCGUACUCGAAGCGUGAUGUUGUUGCCGUGAGCUUCAAUUACCGCCUCGGCCCGCUCGGUUUCCUCCCGUGUGAUGUUGCUGCCGGGGAAGGCAUCGCGAAUCUAGGGUUGAUGGACCAGAGGGUGCUGCUCGAGUGGGUGCAGCGCAACAUUGGCAGGUUUGGCGGAGACGAGGAGGAUGUCACGGUCAUGGGCUUCAGCGCCGGGGCGCAUUCGCUCGGCCACCACCUCCUCUCCCCGCCCUCGCGCCGCCUCUUCCAUCGCGCCAUCCUCGAAUCCGGCGCCCCGACAGCCCGCUCCGUCCUCGCGGCCACGCACCCUCGUCACGAAGCUCAGUUCACCCGCUUCCUAACCCACGCAGGCCUGUCCAACCUCUCAUCAAAACCAGACGAGAUCCUGCCCGCUCUCCGCGUUCUCCCCCUCGAUAAAUUCCUCCAAGCCUCGCUGGCUACCUGGUCAGAGUGCGCCCCCUCGGUCCAAUGGCCCUUUCAACCAUCCAUCGAGGCAAGCAACAGAAGCAACGACAACGACAGCAGCAGCAGCAUAAUCCCUUUCGCCCCAAUCAAAACCUGGACCUCACCCACCCUCCUCCCUCCCCUCCCGCCCCUCCUGACAGGCUUCAACACCUCCGAAGGCACAAUGUUCGUGCCAGCAACAGCCUCCUCCCCAACAGCCCUCUCAGACUUCUUCUCCGCCCUCAUCCCGUCCCUCUCCGCCGCAGACCUCGCGACCCUGGAGAGCCUGUACCCGCCGCCGUCAACAUACCCGGCCCCGCCGACCGCUUCCCACGGCGCCCAGUUCCGGCGACUGGCGCAGGCAUACGGGCACUACGGGUACAUUGCCCCGCUCCUCCACUCGGCGCACUUUGCCUCCAAGAAGAAAACGGCCGGGGAAGCUGGUGCUGGCGCUGGUGCUGACGCACCCGCUCCGGUCUGGGUAUACGAGUACGCCGCGCACGCGGACCUCGCCGCCGCAAACCACGGCGACCACGUACCCGCCGCAACGCACGACACAGACAUCCUCACCUCACACAAGACGCCCGGCCUACUCGCCGUAUCGGACGCGAUGCACGCCCACUGGUCUUCCUUCGCCACGAGCUCCGAUCCCAACGGCGUCGACGUCGACCACGACUCCCGCGGCGUCUCCUGGCCCCCCUUCAUCUCCCCCUUUGGCGACACCGCCGCGGACGACUACAUCCCAAAACCAGCAGACGACCCCACCGAGACGAGGGGUAAGAUCCUCGUGUUUGGCGAGGGCAACGACGAGCUCAUGGGCCGUCUGGGUCAGCGGCGCCGGGGCGCCGUGGCGCGCGUGCGGACGUUAACGGAGGCCGAGGUGAGGCAGUUCCGAUUCUGGUGGGAUCGGGUUGGGCUGAGCGAGGGUAUGGGUGUUGCUGAAGAGGAGGGGUCCAAGUUGUAG
Messenger RNA from Colletotrichum acutatum, 1809 nucleotides. RefSeq names its product carboxylesterase. NCBI's taxonomy places the organism in Eukaryota, Fungi, Ascomycota, Sordariomycetes, Glomerellales, Glomerellaceae. The transcript has 3 exons. The record is from RefSeq and is a predicted model, not a curated record. The coding region runs from base 1 to 1809 and encodes 602 amino acids.